UCGAAGGCUAUAAAUCGAGCUUCCCGCCCCGCCGAAACCCAGAUGCCUCGCCAGACCGCCUCGCGGUUGGUGGUCGGGGAGGGUGGCAGGUCCCCGGGAGCUUCGGGGCCCGCAGCCACCAUGCUCCGCUCCCUGCUGCUUCACUCCCUGCGGCUCUGCGCGCAGACGGCCUCGUGCCUCGUGCUCUUCCCGCGCUUUCUCGGCACAGCCUUCAUGCUCUGGCUGCUCGACUUCCUGUGCAUCCGCAAGCACGUCCUGGGCCGCCGCCGCGAGGAGCCCGAGCCCGAGGUGGAGCUCAACAGCGACGGCGAGGAGGUGUCCCCCGACGACCCACCCAUCUGCGUGUCCGACGACAACCGCCUGUGCACCCUGGCGUCGCUCCGGGCAGUGUGGCACGGCCAGAAGUUGGAUUUCUUCAAGCAGGCGCACGAGGGUGGUCCGGCGCCCAACUCCGAGGUAGUCCUGCCCGACGGUUUCCAGAGCCAACGUAUCCUCGACUAUGCGCAGGGCGCUCGGCCGCUGGUGCUCAAUUUCGGCAGCUGCACCUGACCCCCAUUCAUGGCGCGCAUGAGCGCCUUCCAGCGAUUGGUCACCAAGUACCAGCGCGACGUCGACUUCCUCAUCAUCUACAUCGAGGAGGCACACCCCUCGGAUGGCUGGGUCACCACGGACUCGCCCUACGUCAUCCCGCAGCACCGCAGCCUGGAGGACCGGGUCAGGGCAGCCCGUGUGCUGCAGCAAGGCGCGCCCGGCUGUGCCCUGGUGUUGGACACCAUGGCCAACUCCAGCAGCUCGGCCUAUGGUGCUUACUUUGAGCGCCUCUAUGUCAUCCAAAACGGCACCAUCAUGUACCAGGGCGGUCGCGGCCCUGACGGCUACCAGGUCUCGGAGCUGCGUACCUGGCUAGAGCGCUACGACCAGCAGCUGCAUGGCGCGCGGCCACGCCGGCAGUAACUGGCCCCGGGGGAUAUUGACGGGACUUGGAAGGCUGGGCCUUCGAGCCUUCAAGGCCCACGUGCAGGUACCCAAGGAAUCCCAGCUUGGUGAGAGGCCUGGCGCUGCGGAUGGGCGGAGACUGCGCCCUCAGCCGGGGGAAGCUCUGCCUCUGGGGCCUGCCUGACUUGCUGGAGCACCCCCCCUCCCCGCGGGGAGCGCACGUCGCGUUAUCCCUGCGGCUUUGCCCUCCUUGCCGGCAUGGCCUCGGAUCAGCGCGGUGGCUCCGCGCGGCUCGCAGCGCACAGAUCUUGCUCACGCCCGCGCGAGCUUUGCGCGCAGCUGGGUUCCAGCGGCACGCGCCUUAGUUGCCUGGCACCCACCUGUCGCUCGCAGAGAA
Messenger RNA from Ochotona princeps (American pika), 1333 nucleotides. RefSeq names its product iodothyronine deiodinase 3 (gene DIO3). The record is from RefSeq and is a predicted model, not a curated record. Lineage: Eukaryota; Metazoa; Chordata; Mammalia; Lagomorpha; Ochotonidae. Gene Ontology annotation, molecular function: thyroxine 5'-deiodinase activity. The transcript has a single exon.